CACAUUCGAGUUCAAAUAAAACCUAUUGAUCGAAAUUAGAUUAGGGGUUUGAUUAGGAGAAGAAGAGACUUAAAAAAGAGAGGAAGAUGAGUAAUAUUUCUCCAACCCAUUCAACAGUUUCCAUGGCAACAACAGUAGGAAGUACUCAAGGAGUAGGAAGUAGUGUUGGUGGUGGUGCUGCUGUUACAACAUCUGAAGAAAGUUCUUCAUUUCAGUUUCUAAAUGAUUUUACUUCUGGUCAAGAGCGUAAAGAUGAGGCUGUGCUUGUUUUAAAGGCUGAUUUAAUGGCUGCACUGAAUAAAGAGGUGAAGUCAUUGGAUGAAGAUAAUUGGAAGUUUGCUGGUCCUCGUUCGCAAAUUCACCGUAUUGCAAGGCCAGGUGGAAUCUUGCACAAGCAGUCACAACUGGAACCCCCAAAGCAGUGGAAUUUGGGUCAGUAAGUAAGAUCCAAGUUAACCUCAAUUUUUAACCAGAUUUUUAAGGUAUCAGUGGUUGUGAUGAUCCUACUUUUUUGUUGUGAAAGUUGGCCAAAGGGAAAUUGUAUGUCAAUUUUGUAGCAACUGCUGUGUAUAACUUGAAAUAUGAAUUAAAAUCGAUCUUAAGCUCAAUCUCUUAGUCUGAUUGAUAAUUAA
Messenger RNA from Papaver somniferum (opium poppy), 632 nucleotides. Its product is annotated as protein SAMBA-like. The transcript is spliced from 3 exons. Gene Ontology annotation, molecular function: anaphase-promoting complex binding. NCBI's taxonomy places the organism in Eukaryota, Viridiplantae, Streptophyta, Magnoliopsida, Ranunculales, Papaveraceae. Gene Ontology annotation, biological process: negative regulation of organ growth. The record is from RefSeq and is a predicted model, not a curated record. The coding region runs from base 87 to 440 and encodes 117 amino acids.